GUGACACCGCGGCACUUACCAACUAUAUAAUAAACCGACGCCAGUAUUUAUGUUCAUUUUAAUAAACGUUACUGCAAAAUAAAGCGAUAACAAAUAUAAAGAUGUACCAGGUUACAGUAGUUCUUAUAGCUUUCACUUUGUUCUUACUGUAUUAUUUGUCAACGAGAAAAUUCAACUACUGGAAAAUAAGAGGUAUCCCUCACGAGACACCACUGCCGCUGUUCGGCAACUACCUGCAGUACAUAUGUCUGCGGCUGCCCAACUUCCUCGUGGCGCAGCGGCUGUGCGAGCGCUUCCCCGACGCGCCGCUAGUGGGCGCCUUCUACGGCACCCAGCCCGCUCUCCUUGUGCAAGAUCCUGACCUCGUGAGGCUCGUCACCACCAAAGACUUCUACUACUACAACAGCAGGGAGGUCGCCGACUACACCGCCCGGGAGGCGGUCACCCAAAACCUUUUCUUCACCUAUGGCGACAGAUGGAAAGUGAUUAGAAAUAAUUUAACUCCUCUUUUCACUUCUGCCAAAAUGAAGAACAUGUUUUAUUUGAUAGAGAAAUGCACACAGCAGUUGGAGACUCUGAUAGAGGGGGAAACGUCGGGGGCGGGCGGCGCCGAGCUGGACAUGCGGCAGCUGAUGGCGCGCUUCACAAUGGACUGCAUCGGCUCCUGCGCAUUCGGCGUUGAGACUAAUACUUUGGUCAAGAGCAACGAACCCAACCCCUAUCGGGUGAUGGGCGAUAAAAUUUUCGAGAAUUCAUUCGACCGGGGCUUCCGGCUGGUCUGUCGCGCGAUGUGGCCCUCCACUUUCUAUGCGCUGCGCUUCCGCGUCUUUCCCGAGGAAAUAAUAAAUUUCUUCAAGACGAUGCUGGUGAAAGUGUUCGAAGUGCGCGGGUACAAACCCACAAACAGGAACGACUUCAUUGAUCUCUUGCUAGAUUUGAAGCAGAACAACUACCUGGUAGGCGAGAGCGUCACCUCCUAUAAGAACGGGAAGGGGCAGCAGAUACGCCUCGAGCUGGACAACGAGACGAUGAGCGCGCAGUGUGUCGUAUUCUUCGCGGCGGGGUAUGAGACCUCGGCGACGACGCUGGCCUACACUCUGCAUAUGCUAGCCCGACACCCCGCUGCGCAGGACAGGGUAAUAGCUGAGGUGGAGGAGUUCCUGCGGCGACACAGUGGCCGCAUCCCCUACGAGUGUGUGCACGAGCUGCCGUACACAACGGCGUGCGUGCAGGAGACGCUGCGCUUGUUUCCCGUGCUGGGCGUGGUUACGCGAGAGCUGGUGGAAGACCACGUACUGCCCGGUGGUCUGCAGCUCGACCGUGGUCUGCGUAUACACAUCCCCGUCUAUCGUUUCCAUCACGAUCCUAAAUAUUUCCCGAAUCCAGAGGCUUUCGAUCCGGAGCGGUUCCUCGGUGAACGAAAGAAAACGAUAAAGCCCUACACCUACAUGCCCUUUGGGGAGGGACCCAGAAUAUGUAUAGGGAUGAGGUUCGCGUGGAUGCAGAUGCUGGCGGGGCUGGUAGCGGUGUUCCGGCGGCACGGUGUCAUGGCGGCGAGCGACACCCGCGACGCAGCGCACUUCCACUACGACCCCACUUCCAUUGUAACCCUUCCCACGCACCCCAUCAACCUCAAGCUAGUGCGCCGCAACGCCCAAGCAUCCCCAGUGCCCCAUCCUAAUCCGUCUUAGAUUUAAAUUGAUUUUCUGACGAAGUGGAGAGGCGCCAUGCUUUCUUGAUUCCUUUCGUGAACAUCACUGGAAGAAGAAGAAUAACAGAAAAUUAUGUCCCUGUACGAUGCCAGAAGGUUUGAUUAUACAGUAUAAACAAAACAAUAAGAAUGUAUUUCUGGUUGAAAC
Papilio xuthus (Asian swallowtail) is the source of this 1859-nucleotide messenger RNA. Its product is annotated as Cytochrome P450 6t1. NCBI's taxonomy places the organism in Eukaryota, Metazoa, Arthropoda, Insecta, Lepidoptera, Papilionidae. Gene Ontology annotation, molecular function: iron ion binding; monooxygenase activity; heme binding. The record is from RefSeq and is a predicted model, not a curated record. The coding region runs from base 102 to 1691 and encodes 529 amino acids. The transcript is spliced from 2 exons.